Messenger RNA from Schistosoma margrebowiei, 518 nucleotides. Lineage: Eukaryota; Metazoa; Platyhelminthes; Trematoda; Strigeidida; Schistosomatidae. The record is from the annotation of a GenBank genome assembly.
GAAGGAUCGAACUUUCAAGGACAUACAGAAAGAGAUGCGCUAGGUAUGAGGGUUUUCACUACGUUGGGGAUUUGGCCUACUCCAUUAAAAGAAAGUACUAAUUCUUUAUGGAUCCCUGGAUUUUUAAAUCUCAAACCGGCUCUGAGUGUACGGUUUGUCUCUGUGGAUCUCAAAGGAGAUGAUGAUAAGCCAGUUGACAUUCCGGAUCCGUAUCAUAGGACAAAAAAGAAAUGUUUUAUUUGUGAAAAAAACAUUCCUUUAGACUACAAGAAUGUUCGUUUAUUAUCACAAUUCGUUUCUCCAUACACUGGCCGUAUCUACGGGCGACACAUUACAGGAAUGUGUAUUCCAAUGCAGAAAAGAAUAUCCAAGUUAAUUAUAAGGUCUAGACAAUUCGGUUUCAUGCCUUUCGAAAGCAAAGAAAGUGUGUUCAUUGGCGACCCUAGGAUCACUGUUCGCUCAAGAUGAGAUAUUUCCACAUGUACAGAGCAGGGUUUACAAUACACUGUUAAAUUAGA